Molecule: messenger RNA, 4507 nt
Organism: Calliphora vicina (urban bluebottle blowfly)
Lineage: Eukaryota; Metazoa; Arthropoda; Insecta; Diptera; Calliphoridae
Gene: Mdr50
Product: Multi drug resistance 50
Exons: 10
Coding region: 228-4127 (1299 amino acids)
Biological process (GO): transmembrane transport
Cellular component (GO): membrane
Molecular function (GO): ATP hydrolysis activity; ABC-type transporter activity; ATP binding
Source: RefSeq, a predicted model, not a curated record
UCAUUUCCGAUAACAUAUCAGCCAAAUUAUGCCAAUCUAAUAUAAAUAUAUUUGAAUUUUCCAAUAUAUACAGUAAACGAAAUUCACCAAGAACUUCAGUAGUGUACGAAAUUUUGGCAAUAGCAGUUGGCUGGAUUCCUAAUUUAUUAACAACCUUGGCAAAUAUUAACAACAAAAAACUAAUAAUCGCUAGUGUUUAAACAAAAAUAAUAUCACAAAAUCACGUGAUGAGUGGUGAUAACGGGCAUCAAAAGGACGACAUGUCCUAUUACAAAAGUAAUAUCACUUUAGGUGAUGAAAAUACAGAUCAAUACAUAACGGGUUCAUCAGUGCCCAUAAAUGGUGAAAAGAAAAAAUCAAACUGGUGGAAUCGAAAGAAAAAUCAAGAUGACACUUCCGAAAAUAGUGAGGAAAGUGAAAGUGGCAAACCUAAAGACGAUGUUAAGCCAGUAGCUUUUUAUCAAAUGUUUAAAUAUGCCACAACCACAAAUAAAAUCAUGUAUUUUGUGGGUAUAUUGGCGUCCAUUGCUACGGGUUUAACAACACCAGCUAACAGUUUGAUUUUUGGUAAUCUGGCCAAUCAUAUGAUUAAUUUUGCUGAAUAUGCUGGUGGUUUCACUAGAGCUGAUGAAUCUGGCAAAUUAUUGGAUGCUGUACAAACGUUUGCUUUCCAAAACACCAUGAUUGGUGUGGUAAUGUUGGCAUGCAGUUAUAUCUCUAUAACUUUAUUUAAUUAUGCUGCUCACGCCCAGAUAUUGCGCAUACGUGGUAAAUUCUUUAGAUCCAUACUGCAUCAAGAUAUGGCUUGGUACGAUUUCAAUCAAAGUGGUGAAGUGGCCAGUCGUAUGAAUGAAGAUUUGUCGAAAAUGGAGGAUGGUUUGGCCGAAAAGGUGGUUAUGUUUGUCCAUUAUAUGGUGGCUUUUGCCGGUUCCAUUAUUUUGGCAUUUUAUAAAGGUUGGCAAUUGGCUUUGGUUUGCUUAAGCAGUUUGCCAGUAACUUUUAUAGCCAUGGGUUUGGUGGCUGUGGCCACCUCAAAGUUGUCCAAACAAGAACUCAAUGUUUACGCUUCGGCUGGCACUAUUGCCGAGGAAGCUCUUAGUGGCAUACGAACCGUCAAAGCGUUUGAGGGUGAAAGCAAAGAGGGCUCAGCUUACAAGUCUCAAAUUGUCGAUGCUCGUAAUUUGAAUAUAAAACGUAACUUCUUCUCGGGUUUGGGAUUCGGUCUAUUGUGGUUCUUCAUUUACGCUUCUUACUCACUGGCCUUUUGGUAUGGUGUGGGUUUGGUUUUAAAGAAUUACGCCCAUAUUCCCGGCUAUGAAAACUACGAUGCUGGUACUAUGAUUACUGUCUUCUUUUCGGUAAUGAUGGGUUCCAUGAACAUUGGCAUGGCAUCUCCUUAUAUCGAGGCCUUUGGUAUUGCCAAGGGUGCUUGUGCUAAAGUGUUCAAACUGAUCGACCAAAUUCCCACUAUUAAUCCCAUCGAACCUAAAGGUGUAAACAUGAAUCAAUCCCUAACUCAUAUCGAAUUUCGUGAUGUCGUUUUUCAUUAUCCCACACGUAAGGAAGUAACAAUUCUGAAUAAAUUCAAUUUGAAAAUUCAUCGUGGACAAACAGUAGCAUUAGUGGGCUCAUCAGGGUGUGGCAAAUCAACAUGUAUACAAUUGAUUCAACGUUUCUAUGAUCCUGAAGGUGGUCAAGUGCUUUUCAACAACCUGGACUUGAAAGAUAUAAACAUUAAUUGGUUGAGAGAACGCAUCGGUGUAGUUGGUCAGGAGCCCAUUUUAUUUGGUACGACAAUCUACGAAAACAUACGUUACGGCCGUGAAGAUGCUACGAAGGAACAAAUUGAAGCUGCUGCUAGAGCUGCCAACGCUAUGGUAUUUAUCAGUAAACUUCCUCUAGGUUUUGAUACUUUGGUAGGAGAACGCGGUGCUCAAUUGUCCGGUGGUCAAAAACAACGUAUUGCUAUUGCCAGAGCUUUGGUAAGAGAUCCCGAAAUAUUGCUAUUGGAUGAAGCCACUUCGGCUUUGGACACUGCGAGUGAAGCUAAAGUACAGGCUGCCUUAGAAAAGGCAGCUGAAGGCAGAACUACCCUGAUAGUAGCUCAUCGACUUUCCACUAUACGUCGUGCUGACCGUAUUGUUGUCAUUAACAAGGGCAAUGUGGUCGAGAGUGGCACUCAUAAUGAGCUAAUGGCCUUGAAACAACACUAUUUCAACUUGGUUACGACUCAAUUGGGCGAAGAUGCCAAUGUCACAACACCUGGAAUUAAGCAAAAUGAAUUCUUCGCAAAUGCCAAGGACGAAGAUGAAGAACAAAUAAAAAUAACUCACGUUGAGGAAGUCGAAGAGAUCAAAGAGGAAAAGGGUACAUUCUCAAUUAUUAACAUUCUAAAGAUGAAUCGUGAUGAAUGGCCUCAAAUAUUGUGUGGUUGUGUUUCAUCAGUUAUUAUGGGAGCUGCUAUGCCUCUCUUUGCUGUACUUUUUGGAUCUAUUUUGCAAAUUUUGGCUGUCCAAGACAGACCGGAGUAUGUAAGAGAAAAUACAAAUACUUUCAGUUUGUAUUUCCUCAUUUGCGGUAUUGUAGUGGGAAUUGCAACAUUUUUACAGAUCUACACAUUUGGCAUUGCUGGUGAAAAGUUAACAGAACGUUUGCGUGGCUUGAUGUUCGAUGCCAUGUUAAGAAUGGAAAUUGCUUGGUUUGAUGAUAGUGGUAAUGGUACUGGUUCUUUGUGUGCCCGCUUGUCUGGUGAUGCCUCAGCUGUGCAGGGUGCUACCGGCCAACGUAUUGGAACUAUUGUGCAAUCUUUGGCUACACUGAUUUUGGGUGUAGGACUAUCCAUGUACUACGAAUGGAGUUUGGGCCUUUUGGCUUUGGCCUUUACACCAUUCAUCUUGAUUGCAACAUAUUUGCAGAGGAAAGUAAUGGCCCAGGAAAAUAUGGGUACCGCCAAAACUAUGGAAAAAUGUACAAAGCUGGCUGUUGAAGUUGUUUCAAAUAUUCGUACUGUAGCUUCAUUGGGACGUGAAGAAAUGUUCCACCAACAAUACAUGGAAAUGUUAUAUCCAGCUGUUGCCAAAGCUAAGCGCAAUACUCAUUAUCGUGGAUUCGUAUACGGUUUGGCUCGAUCCUUGAUGUUCUUUGCAUAUGCUGCUUGUAUGUACUAUGGUGGCUGGUGUGUGGUCAACAAAGGCAUGGAGUUCGGUAAUGUGUUUAAGGUUUCGCAAGCUCUAAUUAUGGGUACAGCUUCAAUUGCCAGUGCUUUAGCUUUCGCGCCCAAUUUCCAAAAGGGCAUCUCAGCAGCAGAGGGUAUUUACAAGUUGAUAACUCGUGAACCUAAAAUCGUAGACCGUCCAGAUGUUUCACACGAACCAUGGCAAUCCGAAGGCAAUGUCUCAUUUAAUUCGGUUCGUUUCUCGUAUCCUACACGCCAAGAAAUCACUGUGCUCAAAAGUCUUAGCCUUGCUGUAAACAAAGGUCAGAAAAUUGCAUUAGUAGGUCCUUCAGGUUGUGGCAAAUCGACCUGUAUUCAACUAUUGCAACGAUUCUACGACGUAGAUGAUGGUUCAGUGACCGUGGACACAAUCGAUAUACGCAAUUUAUCAAUUCUAAAUUUGCGCAAACAAUUGGGUAUUGUUUCACAAGAACCCAUACUCUUUGACAGAAGUAUACGUGAUAAUAUUGCCUAUGGCGAUAACACUCGCAUGGUUUCCGAACAAGAGAUUAUGGAUGCGGCUAAAAAAGCCAACAUACACAACUUUGUGUCAUCUUUGCCAUUGGGUUACGAAACUCGUAUGGGUGAAAAGGGCACACAACUGUCUGGCGGUCAGAAACAAAGAAUUGCCAUUGCUCGUGCAUUGGUUAGAAAUCCCAAGAUCCUGUUACUCGACGAAGCUACUUCAGCUUUAGAUGCCGAAAGUGAAAAGGUUGUACAGGAUGCCCUCGAAGUGGCCAGUGAGGGUCGUACUAGCAUUAGUAUCGCACAUCGUCUAUCUACCAUUGUAGACUGUGAUAUCAUUUUUGUCUUUGACGAAGGCAAAGUCUGUGAACAGGGUACCCAUAAGCAAUUACUUGAAAUACGCGGUCUAUACUAUACUCUUUAUAAACUACAAACAGGUGCUAUGUAAAGGUCAUUUUAAUUUCCACACUCUCAUCACAAAAAAAACACACUCCACACUCUGAUAUAUGUACAUACAUAUGUGCUAUGCUAGUUGGCUACUUAAUUUUAAGCUUCAUUCAUACAAUUUCCUAGUAUUAUUUAAUAAGAAAAUAGUAUGUAGUAUUCGAACAAAAGACCACACAAGUCAUUAAACGAAUUAUAAAUAUUAAAAACCAUUGUAAACAAUGUGCAUCAAUAAUUAAAUUAACAUUUAGCAAAUUAUACUUUUGCUAGGAAUUUAUUUAAGUUUAAUUUUUAUUUAUUAUUGUAUUGUAUAUUGAUAAGUAGAUAUUUUUUGUUAUUAAUCGUGAUAAUAAAGAUAAGAAAAUACUUUUUUAAAAAAUUAAA